GCCCUUUAUUGUACAUGGACUUGAGUUUGAGUAUUAGGUGCGAGUGCGUGUUCAAGCAUCAAUUCUUUCUAAACCUAAAUUGUGGAGCAUUGGAAUAUGCAUCCAAAAGUUGGGUAUGGGUAUGGGGGCAAGUCUUAAACACUCAUUUAUAAUUCAUAUUGUAUAAUAUUCUUAGAUAGGAUGUUGUAAAUUUUUAAGAAAUAUAUUUCAAAUUAAAUAAGAUCUAAGAAAAAUAUGGAAUGCAUAUCUCAUUUGUGUGAGAAGCUAGAAUUGUUUCAUUACUGACAAAUGUGAGUGUCUUUUUAUUCGAACUUUAUAUAAAAUGUCUAAAUAGGGUACUAGUGUCGUACACACCCUUACCCUUGUCAUAUUUGAUGGAGUACACUGAGGGAAGUAAAAAGUCCAUAUAACACAGCUUGCCCUAUGGUGUCGUGUUGCUAUUUACGACUUGGUGAGAGUAAAGUUGUAUUUGUAGGAGUAUGUUUUUUAUGUAAGUAAUGCAUUGUCUGAUUAUUUAAGUCCUGGAAAAUUUCUGAUAGUGAUUAUAUUGUUUAUAACCAAUAAGGAAUUUGACAAGUUUGAAAAUAUGGUGUUUUGAGAAUUGUCUUAAUUGUCUACAGGCUCGUGAAUUUGUGAAUGAGCUUCAAGCUAGUACCAAAGCAUCAAGAAAUCCAACCAUGUGGCCUGAAGCUUCCACAGGAGCCAGCCUAAGUGCAAACAAUGCAGACACUUCUACAGUUUCAGAGGUGUACACCAAAAUGCUUACCAUUUUUAUUCCACUCCUUGUAGAUGAGGUUUCGAUUUUUCUACCAAUUUUUGGAAACACAACUAAUAUUUCUUUUUCUUUUUAGUGUUUAAACUUGAGUUCUUAUUGCUUAAACUGAAGAGUUCUUUCUUUGCACAUUUCAUGUGCUUUGAGGUUUCUGCACUUGUACCACCUGGAGGUGUUGCCAGUGGCAACAAAACUGGAUUGAAUGAUGAUGACACUAAUGAUGAUGAUCUGGGUAUCUUGGAUAUUGAUGAAAAUGACAGCAAAACUGGUAAAAAUUCUGCAGAGCUAGCGGCACUAAAUGAAUCACUUCAGGAACUGCUUGACGGAAUACAAGAGCUUCUGAUGGAUGCCAAGAUGGUAACAAGGUAUCUGGUCAGCUGCAUAGAUAUGAGCAUCUGAGUAGAAUGGCAGCAAUUGACGAGUCAGAAAGCCUUUCUGAUAUCGAUGAUGUUGAGGUUGACAAAUAUCUGCACAGUAAGGAAGAGAUGCAUUA
Molecule: messenger RNA, 1265 nt
Organism: Camellia sinensis
Lineage: Eukaryota; Viridiplantae; Streptophyta; Magnoliopsida; Ericales; Theaceae
Source: RefSeq, a predicted model, not a curated record